This is a messenger RNA of Xyrauchen texanus (razorback sucker), 5091 nucleotides long. RefSeq names its product forkhead box protein N3-like. Lineage: Eukaryota; Metazoa; Chordata; Actinopteri; Cypriniformes; Catostomidae. The transcript is spliced from 6 exons. Gene Ontology annotation, biological process: regulation of DNA-templated transcription. The coding region runs from base 200 to 1528 and encodes 442 amino acids. Gene Ontology annotation, cellular component: nucleus. Gene Ontology annotation, molecular function: cis-regulatory region sequence-specific DNA binding; DNA-binding transcription factor activity. The record is from RefSeq and is a predicted model, not a curated record.
CAGUGAGCGGUCUCAGAACAGAGUGCAGAGAGAGAGGGAGAGAAAAAAGCAAAGUGAAUGUUAGAGCCCAAUGUGGUCACUUCUGAAACACUGAAUCAGAGAGAAAUGUUGGGAUUAACCAGUCGGAUUUAAAAAUCUGGAGCUCAUGCGGAGGCAGCCAAUCGGGAGACGAUCUGGAUUAAAAGGAGCCUUGGUCUAAAUGGGUCCGGUUAUGCCUCCCAGUAAGAAGCCGGAAGGUACCGGGGUCAGCGUCGUGAGGGGCCUGAGCCAGUUCUAUCAGGCGAGCUCCUUCACGUGCACCCUGCAAGAGGCUGAAGACAUCGACCUGGCUGUUCCCACAAUCAAACUAGAAAAGGGCAGCGUGGAAGAUGAGGAGCUCACCAACCUCAACUGGCUCCAUGAGAGCAAAAACCUACUCAACAGCUUCGGCGACCCUGUGCUGAGGAGUGUCAGCCCUGUACUGGACCUGGAUGAUGACACCCCACCCUCCCCGGCCCACUCGGACCUCCCUUACGAUACCAAGCAGAACCCGAACUGUAAACCCCCUUAUUCGUUCAGCUGCCUCAUCUUCAUGGCUAUAGAAGAUGCCCCCUCCAAAAGACUGCCAGUUAAAGACAUAUACAACUGGAUCCUGGAACACUUCCCUUACUUUGCCAACGCCCCAACAGGGUGGAAGAACUCAGUCAGGCACAAUCUGUCACUCAAUAAGUGUUUUAAGAAAGUGGACAAGGACAGGAGUCAGAGUAUCGGAAAGGGCUCCCUGUGGUGCAUAGACCCAGAGUACAGGCAGAAUCUCAUCCAGGCGCUGAAGAAGACACCUUAUCAUCCCUAUUCCCAGGUGUUCACUAUGCCACCCACAUCUCCUCAGGCAUAUCAAAGUAUGUCCAGUACUCCAGUAUGGCCAGAAAGUCCUUUUUAUAGAAAAAACAAGGGAGUCCUGCUACAAGUCCCUCAGGGAGUGAUCCAAAACGGAGCUCGUAUGAUGAGCCAGGGUAUCUUCCCAGGAAUCCGAUCCCUUCCCAUCAGCCCCAUUGUGAGCAGGACAGCCGCUGUCAGGUCAGUACUUGCUGGCUAUGGAAUUAACAGUGACGGCGAGCCAAUCCUCAACUCACCAUUGGUCAGCAGCGAUCCCAAGGAUGACCACAACUACAGUUUUGCCAAAUCUUCCAGCUCCGAUAAUGGGGAAGAGACCCACUGCGACGGAAGCGAGGUGAGCUUCCACGCCAUCGAUGCCGGCAGUGACGCCGAGGACGACGACAAGAGCAAAAUCAAGAAGGAGCCCAAGGAGUGGUCUGUGGAUGCACUCGCGUUGGCCCAGCACAAGAAACGGCAACUUUUGACAAAAGCCAAACUGAGAGUGGCCUGUGACACUCUUCCUCUAAAAAAGAGGCGCACAGAGAAGCCUCCAGAAAGCGACGAUGAGGAAAUGAAGGAGGCGGCCGGGUCCCUGCUCCAUUUGGCGGGAGUCAGGGCUUGUUUGAACAAUAUCACCAACCGGACGGCUAAGGGGCAGAAAGAGCAAAAAUAAUGAACAGACUGUAUUAUAAAGAGGAAAAAAAAAAACAUCACUUUGAAUAGAAUUUAGUAUUUUUUUCCAGGACAUCAGGUGAAUUCUACUGAUUUGCGGCAAUAUCAACAAUCACUUUGUUUUCCUAUCUUUAUAGGUAACAUUUUACGGAGGGUUCCUUGUUUUGGUUCACUUUAAUUUUAUUGUGUUUUUUAAACUACGGAGAUUGAAGCCAUAGCCUUCCUUUUUUUUUUUUAUAUUUAGCGAAGGAAUUAAUUUGGCUGAUAGAAAAAGUGAUAGAGCUACACACAAAAUUUGCCCUGAAUGUCAUGGUUAAAGACAUGAAUGAAAAUGUGUCUGCCUCUAAUUGUCAAACGAUAAACAUUCUGCAGCAAUGUUCUCAAUUUAUGGUUCAACUCGCCAGAGACAGUUCUAAACUUAGUGAUAAUUACGGAUGACAGUGAUCUCAGAUGUGAAUAAAAUGUUUCCCCUCGGUUAGAAGCACAGGACCAUGCCAAAGACAAUCCUGUGGGCUUGAGCAGUUCCUGUGAUGUCACUUCCCCUUGAUGCUCUGGCCAUUAGUAAAGUCCAGCUCUUGUCCAGCUCUGGCCAAUGCAGUGAAUGCUCAAGUCCUGUACUCGUCUUUGGGCUUGUAUGAAUCAUAAUUUAUAAGAGAAAAGCCAUAAUCCUUUUGUCAAUGUGCUUUUUGGUUGCAAAGGCAACCUGAUCUCAUAGAAUGAAUGUUACUAUACCUACAUUUUUACAAAAUGAUUUUAACAUGGCUUAUUCUGUGUAUCACGGUAUUUUCCUGGUGAAAUGAACACUAGAGGCGCUACAACAACAAUUACUUGUAUUCACUCAAAUCAUGUAUAAAACUUCAGAUUACCAGUUUAUAAAUACUUUACUUUUAAUCCAGUUCCUCACACAAUGCGAUCUUAUGACAUUAAAUCUAAUUUACUAUAGCGCAUGACUUGUAAGGCGACACAUUUUAGCAUUUGCAUUAUAUACCCAAUAGUAUUUACAAGCUUAGUCAAAGGUGAACAAGUCGUGCAGUAGGUCAACUGAGAGAGCAUUGCACUUGCGAUAGAAAGGUCCAUAAGAGCAUGCAAGUCGAUACGUGAGCUGAACUUGUCAUAGAAGUACCACAAAAUGACGUGGUUGCUUCAGCAAUUACAUUUUGUAUGUCACAUUUGUUAUGGACACUAUCGUUUGGGUUUAGGUUAAAGGUUUAGGCUAGGGAAGUAGGUUUUGUUGAUAUAAAACUCGACAGACCAUUAACUGUGAAAACCUCAUCCGCUUGGGAGAAAGUGUAACUCGCUUUUAGCGCCACACAGUGGGCAUGUCACAUCGGAUCUGCCGCGAUACGCGUAUUUGUAAUUAUAUUUUGCACAAAUUUUGCUAUAGUAACUUUUAAUGAGAUCAGGCUGGGCAAAAGUGUUUAAAAUAAGACAUUAAAAAUAAGUCUUUAAAACUGCCCACAUUUUAUCUAAGCAAUCAAAAUGAGUGUUAUUGUCUAUCUAAAGUGAUAGUAGAUGGUGAUAUUUCUUUUUUGGCACAAUGAAAAUGAAAACUUGGAGCUAAUGCUACGAUACCUGCCAAUUUUAUUUUAAUAGCAGAAAAGAAUGACUGUGGAGUUGUUUUGUGUUUGUUUGUUUGUUAAUGUUUAAAAAAAAUUGGUUUUAAACCCUCGUGAUGUAAUAAGCAAUUUCAUCAGUCAGGAUAACACUGUAUUAAAGUUACACUAGACCAUUUUUCCUUUCUUAAUUUAAGCAAUGUAGCCAGCAGGAUUUUUUCCAAAUCGUGUUGCAUGGGUUCUGUAAAGAAAAAGAAAGUCAAAGUUCAUGUAAGGUAAAUAAUGUAUUUAGCAUGGAGCAUGAAUUAUUUUCAUAUAAAUAUAGAUCCUAGAGAACUACGGCACCGCCUCUAUAGUCCUAGUCUCUUUUGUUGUUUUUGUCUCAUUUGAUUUUCGAAUUGUCGUCCUCAUCGUAUUUGUGUUGAAGCAGGCAUUUUAAGAAUUACCUUCUUCAGGGACAAACAGUGACUGUUGGGAAAAUCUCUCUCUGCAAUAUGACGACUUCACGUUACAUGCAGGGCUAUGGCCGUCUCAGAGACCACGACCGCCCUCUAAUGGAUACGUUCCAGAGUUCGGAAUUUCAGCUAUGUCAGUGUCCGUGUCGCUGUGGAGAAGUUCGUAGUGAGUGUCGAUCCUCCCAGCUCCUUCCUGCUUUGUGCCUGCUUUUCUUCCAUGUGUAAUUCGGGUGUGCGUGUCUGUAAUUUAUUCAGGGUCUUCCAUUUAUUCCGCAAGACUUUUGGAUCUACAGUACAAAGUGACAUAGUUUUGUUAGUUUUUUUCUUUGUAUUUACAUUGUAGCGCUGUUUUGGAGAGUUGUCAGUAUUGAUUCAGUUGAUCUUGGUACCGGUGGACAAACAGACAAAUAUUUACACCAACACACAUAUAUUUAAGCACUUAUAGACACUAAAUGGAAGUAAUACCAGAGCUCAGUGCAAAUGCUAGUGUAUAUAUUUUCACGACCUCGCCAAAUUGCACUUUUAUUGAUGUAACAUAAGGAUGAUUCAGUGCCAAAGCCUGUAAUGAAUCUCUAUACACUGCAAAAUGGACUACACAUACUUCAUAUGUAUGUCAAGUCAUAAAUUUGUCAAUAAGUUGUAGCAUUUCUGUCAAAUACCCAUGUAUGAUAUUCUCAUAUUUGUUAAGAUCACAUUGCAUUGCUGUAAUUUCCUCAUCAGGAUGUCUUUCAUUUCAUAAUGUCAUACUGCCUUCCCCUCUAAUCUGAUAAUAAUGCUUCAAACCCAAUGUUUUGUAGCGUGUUGAAUGUUAAACCGAUGAGUGUUAAUGAGAUGUCUCCAGUUGGCAUGCCUUUUUACCUAAAAACCAAGCUAGUAAUUUGAAUCUGAAUACCCCUGAUUUAAACUUUAGUACAGAUUUGUGACCUUGUUUUCUGUUAGGUCUUUUAUCAAAUCAACAUAUGCCAUAUCAAGUUUCACUUCAAAAUAGUUCAAAUGGAGGAAACCAGUAGCAGAGAAAGCUAUGAGUACUUUAUAAACACUGCCUUUCUUCAAAGGACAACUCUCACUACAUAACUUUUCCUUUUAGUAUUCUUUCAGAGGCAACUCUCUGUUAAAGGAACUUGAAAUACGUUAAACGCAUCAACAAGAGCCAGUCAAAUAAGCAUUAAUAGAAGGCGAAGUGUUUCUUUUCUCCAUUGUGUUUUUUUUGUUCUUGAUUGUUUUGUUAAAAGGUUCCUGUGAACUGACAUUAUGUUGAGUGUUUGAGUUUGCAAAGAUGAAAGUAAUGGAGUCUAUUUGGUUUGUAAUGAAUUAUUCGGUCUGAUGGCAUGUGCACCCAGCUAAUAUGUCAAUAUAAAGGUGUAAUUGCACUCUGUAUUUCUUUGACUUGUAAUCAUAUUGCCAAAGACAACAAUUUUGUUAAUGUAAAUAUCACUUUGUCCAUUGCUAUGACAAAUUCUAUUUGUUUUUGUUUCAUUUUAGUUUUCUCCCAACCUUACCAUCAAGUUUCUGUGAUGUUGUCUUCCAGUUGCAAUAAAAAAAAAUUGUAAAGAUGA